Messenger RNA from Penicillium waksmanii, 852 nucleotides. RefSeq lists its product as uncharacterized. Gene Ontology annotation, molecular function: nucleic acid binding; hydrolase activity. The record is from RefSeq and is a predicted model, not a curated record. The transcript is spliced from 3 exons. NCBI's taxonomy places the organism in Eukaryota, Fungi, Ascomycota, Eurotiomycetes, Eurotiales, Aspergillaceae. The coding region runs from base 1 to 852 and encodes 283 amino acids.
AUGGAGCGUGACUUUUCAGAAGGACAGCGAGGUCGCGGAGGUGGUUAUACAACGAAAUCCUACCUAAAAGCACUUGAAGAAGGGUUUAUUGAACACUAUGAGCCUGGAACUAUAUUUCAGCAAGAUAACGCAAAAAUCCACCGCUCCUAUGUUGCUCAGCGAUGGUUUGAACGUCAUGGUAUACAUGUUAUGGAAUGGCCGCCACGCUCGCCAGAUCUCAACCCUAUUGAACCCGUGUGGCGUAUGCUCAAACGUAAAUUAUAUGAGCUCUAUCCUAAUCUACUACAUUGUGGUACAUCUGAGGCAGAUUGGAAGCUAUUUAGGGAGUGUAUAUCUGAGGCCUGGGAUGCGCUAGAUCAAAAUAAAAUUGAUAGUAUAAUUAGAUCGAUGCCUCAGCGUGUAAGCGAGACUCGUAAGGCGGUGUCUUCAAACUUAUGGCCCAAGGUGGUAAUUUACGGCCGUGGAUCUUGCGAUGAUAAAGGUCCGAUGGCAUCGCAAAUUAUAGCCGUUGAAGAACUGCGUAAACAAGGUCUCAUCGAGCCCGAGGAUGUCUCACUUCUUUUUGUCCUUGGAGAAGGCAAGGGUGGUGUCGGCAUGUUUGCUGCUAAUAACGUGAAUUUGUCCUGGGAGACAGUUUUCGUGUUGGCCGAGCUCGAGCAGGUCCGAUUUCCAUCUUCAGAUACUCUUGGACCGUCUGCCUUCCACUGCGGCGAAAUUGCCGACGGAGAAGGAUACAAUAUUUUGGCACCCAAAUGCACUGCUGUCUGCUCGGUGCGAGUAGCCAAGGACCUACCGAGGAUUGAGCAGUUGAUAGAAAAAAAUAAUCUCCCGCCACGAAAACGUACAUCUUAA